Molecule: messenger RNA, 1076 nt
Organism: Rubroshorea leprosula
Lineage: Eukaryota; Viridiplantae; Streptophyta; Magnoliopsida; Malvales; Dipterocarpaceae
Source: the annotation of a GenBank genome assembly
AUAAAUAAAUAAAUUUUGCCAGUCCAUAAUGCCCUCUCGCCGUCCCCCUCUGCAAUUGUUCGAACUCUGGGCUAGGGUUCUGCAGAAUUCUGUCUCCUCUUCUUUGGACUUCAUCGAAUCGUUUUCUAUCGGAUUCCAGUAUCAUUCAGCAGUUUAGACUUUACUCUCAAGGUCCAGAUCUCACCUCCAAUCUCUGUUAGGUAACUCCAUUAAAUACUUCUAAUUCCGUUUGUUCUUUUAAGGACUUAGGUUGUGCAAUUGGAGGAUUUAUUUUUUUAGUUUAAUUUAUUUGCUUAUAUUUUUUUUAGUUGAGGUGUUAAAUGUAGGGUUUUUGCCUUAAGCAAAAAGAAGGGAAGCCAAAGUCUGUUUCUAUUUUCCUUUUAAGUUUUCAUCAAGUCUCUCUGGAUUGAAGUGCUUAGGGGACUGUGUGGCUAGGACGGGUCAACCAGAUCUGAUUCUGCUGGGCCGCCCCUGUCCCGUUGCUCACUUUAUGAUAUUUUACAUUUUCCUGAUGUUGCUUUUUGCUUCUGAUAUUUGCUCUUCCAUAUCAUCUUUACUGUGUUAUUUAGAUUUGCUAUGAUGAUGUAUUGAAUGGACAAAAUUAAGUCAAUGAGGUUCAUCUGUGCUGGGUAUUGAUUGGUUCUGCUUUGAGGACGGCAUAUUCGAUCUAGAACUAGGAUUGAAGCUGUUAGUAUUCUUUUUCAUUUGUUUAAUUUGUACUGUUUUCUACGUGUUGUUGAACCUGUCUCCUCCAUGCCUCACUCCUAUUUUUUUAGUUGUUCUAUUUCUGAUUUGGUUAGGCUCUUUGUUUAGAUGUUUGCUACUAUUUUUGUCCAUCAGCAUUAAAUGUUUAUCCAUUUUUCUUUGCUUAGAUGAAUAUUGGUCUUGCUUGAGUCUUCCCUGUUGUCCUCCUAGAUUUGUUUACCUACUAUUACCUUAAAAAAAGAGUUGCUGCUGAAAUGAAGUAUUUGAGUUGCUAUUCGGAAAAUAGUACUAAGACUCGGUUUUGAGUUGCUGUUUGAGUUGUUGUUUGUUUGGUAGUUCAGUAGAAACCUUGAUAAAAAUGCAAAAAUAGC